Messenger RNA from Manihot esculenta (cassava), 652 nucleotides. Its product is annotated as precursor of CEP14-like. Gene Ontology annotation, biological process: cellular response to nitrogen starvation; response to osmotic stress. The coding region runs from base 125 to 415 and encodes 96 amino acids. The transcript has a single exon. NCBI's taxonomy places the organism in Eukaryota, Viridiplantae, Streptophyta, Magnoliopsida, Malpighiales, Euphorbiaceae. The record is from RefSeq and is a predicted model, not a curated record.
ACCACACCAACCCUCCAAAAGGAACACUACAAAAAUACACUACAUUACUUUCUCUCCUUCAGCCAGCCUUCAAGGACGAAACCCAGAAACCAUUUUCUCUAUUUUCAACCUUUCUGCAACAUCUAUGGCUCGUUCUACUGCUUUUUCUCUCAUUUUCUUGGUUAUCUUUCCUGCAUUUCUGUCAAACAUAGAAGGGAGGAAGCUUCUGAUAACUAAUACAGAGUACGACGACGUCAAAAAGGAGACUGCAGUCGACUCGUCUCUGUUCCAAGCCCUUCCCAAGGGUACAGUUCCAUCUUCUUCUCCUAGCAAAAAAGGUCAGGCCACCCUAAAUAAUGAGCAGCUUUUUCAGAGGCAUCUCGCUAGCAUCGAUCGGAUUCUACGGUCUGUUCCGAGCCCUGGUGUUGGCCAUUGAGCCUCUCACUCCCAGUUUUUCAUAUUCUUUAAAAUUCAAUACCAGUUUUUGUCGCUAAAAUUUUGAUAACUUUUUUUUUUUUUUUCUGUAUAGACAUUAGGGAUAUAAGCAUAUAACUCUCUUUCAUUUCGUUUUUCUUACAAGGGAUUGAUUUACAUGCAUCCCUUUUGAUUAAGAACCAUUUGGGAUUGUAGAAUUUCUUUUAAUUAAUUUUAUAUAUCAUAUUUAUUUAAUAUA